UCAAUUUCAUUCAAUUCAAUGGGACACUGUUGGAGUAGGUACAUGUACAAAAAAAUUGUGCGGUGUGCGCCACAAACCAAAUACGAUCGAUGCUACACGGUUAAUUCGUAUAAAUAAAAAACCACAAUGAGUCGUUAAAUAAUAAUCACUAUUAAAUAUUUUAAAUUAGUUUGUAUUGGUUACUUAAGUUUAAAAAGUGCAGCAAAGGUUUUCCCGCGAAAUGAGAUAUGUUUGUUUGUUAUUGUUCUGUAUUUGUUAUGUGGCUACUGGUGAUAAUGAGGACGAAAUGGAGUACCGAAGGAGGAGGAUAAUCGAGCAGUUGGUCGACACACGGCCUGCUAUACUACCUGGUUACCAGUUGGUGACCAGACAUGUGGGAGUCGACGUAUUUAUGUACAGAACUUAUCGCACAGUGGCAGUUGUGUUUUAUCCUGUUGCGAACGACUUGAGUGAUGCACGUUUCACGUUCCAGUGUGAAGAACUACAUUUAAAUAACAUAGGAUCCUGUAGCCCUCAAGAGGUGGUAAUCCAUCUCAAACGUGGAUCAUACCCAGCAGUUAACCCAGAUGGAUACGAUUUCCCCAAGACGUUCUUGAACCCUGCGUUAAGAGAGGAGACAAUCCACACACUGGAACUGCUGUCAGAUGGGACCAACACGACAUAUUCCAUCCAGAGUCCUAAGUCAGGAAUAUGGUAUGCUCUGGCGUAUAUAAAAUGGCAGGAUCCGAGAGCGCAAAAGGUUGAACAGCAAGGUUUAGUCGCUGACUGCCAUACAAUCUUAUACACUGACCUCCAAAUAAAACCACACGAUCCUGUCAGAUAUUUAAACUGCUACAAAAGCCUAACAGUUGAUUACGACGAAUUACCAGUGCAAUACAAGUGUUUAGCUCGAGACGGAUUAGAGCCCAUUAAACUAGAUGUAAACGUAAUUAACAAUACAAUUAGCAAUGCAUACAUAACAGUCAAAGUACAGUCUAACUCCCCGCCUACAGAGAACGAUUACAUACUUUACUGCAAGUUCCCAUCGCAGAAUAAAACUCAGAUGGUAAUGUUUCACACACAUCCAAAAACGCAUCACUAUAUACAACUAGACGUUAAUGAAGGCAACGGUACAGAUAUUAAGGAUUGUGAAUCUUAUGAUGAAAACAAUUUCGAUGAAAACGAAAAUCGAUCCUUAACCGCUUUAAUGAGGGACGAUCAGGACAGAUUUUUCACUUUCGCCUUUGGAUUGCCGACUACUGAUCUACAGGAUGUAACUAGUUUAAUCAAUUUGACGGCGAGCGAAAUAAAGGUUUUGAGGUUCGAAGUGAACCAAUUUUUAGAUAUAGGUGGGAGUUUAGCGAUUGAAUCCAGUCUGAUAAUAAUGAGCAAAGGAUACUAUGGAGGAUAUAAGAGAGAAAGAGUGAAGGGAACUCUGCUCGGUUUUACAGAGGACAACCAGUUUUUCAAGGUCGUCAUAUGUUUAAACAUUGGUCACGCUAGUAUACCAUUGCAAUCUGGUUUUUGUAGAUUUAACGAUAAAUUGACACCGGCUCUGUUUGUGUUAAACAGCACAGAUUCUGAUUCUAUAUACGACAAAAUGAUCAUUCCGUAUCCAGAAGGAGGGCUGUGGUAUUUAACAAUGCGUUUGUUCUGCGACAAAGUCGUCUGUCCCUGUCCCACGUCUGCAGAUGGGACGAAGUAUUACGUUGGCACGACAGAGAAGGAUAGUGACGACUUGAGUACAUUUUCGAAUGUAACUCGGGAUGGUGUGACAGCUUGUAAUACUACUGUGUUGCUGUCCCUGUCUUCCGCUUCGUGUGUGAGCGGGAAAUGCAGCAACCAUGGCAAUUGCGGAUUGAAUACCUUCAGCGGACUGGUCAUGUCGUUUUGUUCGUGCUCUGCAGGAUAUGGAGGUUGGGACUGCUCAGACGAAUCCCGAGUGGACAGUCUCGCGUACAUGCUUGUAUCGGUAUUCCUGCUAACUCUCAGCAAUCUCCUCUUCUUCUUCUCCAUCUACGUGGCGACAAUACGCCUGUACUACGUCGAAGCUGUCAUGUAUGCAUUCACCAUGUUGUUCUCCACAUUCUACCACGCUUGUGACGCUCCCGCCCAAGUCGCCUACUGCAUCAUGAGGGGUAACAUUCUCCAAUUCGGUGAUUUCUACUGCGGACUCAUGUCUUUCUGGGUGACUCUUUUAGCUAUGAGCAUUAUAGGUUUAAGUUUGAAAUCGUUCCUCCAAAUAAUAGGUGCAAUUGUUAUAGCUUUAUUGACAACGUGGAAUAUGCAUUCCAUUGUGUCGUUUCUGUUACCGGUCGCUUUUGGUGCUGUUGUUAUGUUGAUUAGUUGGUACGUCGACUAUAGGAAGACCAGAUUCUUUAGAUACCCCAAAUCGUAUUAUUCUAUAUACAUGCCGUUGGGUUUAGUUUUAGUCUCUGUUGGGUUGAUUUGUUACGCUUUUCUGCAAACUGAACAGAAUUAUAAGAUAGUUCAUUCGUUGUGGCAUAUGAUUAUCGCUGUGAGCGUUGUUUUCCUUUUGCCGGAUGUGCGACGUCGAGCAAGCAACCCGUUCGUGCCAAAUAGGGAGUGUUUGAAGUCGCCAUUUUAUAGUUACUUCCGUCGCAGUAGACCGCAGAGUCCGUGAAAUCUGCUAUCUUAACACACGAAGUCCCUUGACGAGAAAUCGAUCUUAACCGACUUCAAAAAGGAGGUUUUUUUUAUUCGUUACAAGUUAGCCCUUGACUACAAUCUCACCUGAGGCCUAGUGGCAGUUUGAUACUGCUACUAUCGAGUUAACGUAAACGCGAAUUUCCAAAGAAUUGAAACAGCGCCAUCUAGUGGCACUACUGCACAACUGUUUCCAUAUAAAUUCGCGUUUACGUAAACGGGAUAGUAACAGUAUAAAAAUAUUGAAAACUCACACUAGGCACACUGAUGGUAAGUGAUGAUGCAGUCUAAGAUGGAAGCGGGCUUACUUGUUAGGAGGAUGAAAAUCCACACCCUUUCGGUUUCUUCACGACAUCGUACCGUAACGCUUAAUCACUUGGCGAUACGUUUUUGCCGGUAGGGUGGUAACUAGCCAUGGUCGAAGCCUCCCACCAGCUAAAUAUCAUUCGUAGUUGAUUGGUAUUUUUUUUUACUUUGUGCAAUGUGUACCUAUUUGCUAUUGUUUUCGGGCGGGCUGCCGGAAUCCUACAGAACAUUUAUUGGCGACCCGCCCGAGGGCUCCCGGUAGAUGACACAUUAAUAGGGAAUAUGCAUGUAUUUUCACAGAAUAAAGAAUGAUACAGAAUGAGUUUUUACAAGCAGCGCGGUGAGGCCGGGAAACCAAAAAAAAAAUAAUAAACGUCACGCGUCUUUUUUCAUAAUUUGUAUUUUAAGAUUUAACACUAACAACAAUUAAGUCUUGAUAUCACAAUAGACUAAUAAUAAUCAGUAAUUGCCUAUGAAAAAAUACUCCAUGUUAUUUUUUUAGUUAUUGUAAACAAUUUUUAAAAUAUGUAUUUAAAAAACAAAACACCAUUUUUUUUAAAUAAUAUUAAAAAUUACUGAUGCGACGCUUUGUGUUGUAUUGACUCGAAUAUGUAUUAGUUCUUGAAUUUGUAUUUAGAAUAGCUGCCUGCCGCGUGCUGUACGCUCUAUCUGCCUAUUAUUCUUUAAUCUGUGGGUUUUUUUUAUAUUUUUCCUCUUUAUAAUAAUACACUGAAAUGUUUAAUUUGAUAAGGUUGUAUGGUCACUCAUCUUUGCCUGUCUCUUGGGCACAAAAUAAUAAAAACGAUGUGUAAAUAAUGUUGAGUUGAAAAAUGAUUUAUAUAUAGGUACAUAAAAAGAAUUUAUUUAUCCAAUGUAUAUAAAGUGCAAGAAUUUUAUAGUUUUUAAGAUAAAAAUGGUUACUCAAAACUAAUUAUAGUUUUCCUAGUCGAGAUAUAAUUAUGAAUAACUUGAACAAAUAUAUAUAGAAUUUAAUAUUUUUACUCUGUAUUUACAAGACAUAGUGUUGAAUGUUUAUGAGAUUAAAUAGGUUUAUAAUUAUAAUGUUCAUGUGACAAUACUCAUAGGAUUUAAGCAGGUCACAGCUCACUAUAGUUGCCACAUAGCAGGAGCAUUGAGAGCGAGGCGAUCUGUAUGCCUAGCGUGCGACCAACGACAUAUCUCAUGAUGAGAAAUAGACAAAAUGUUAAACAAUGGCGGCGGAGUAGUUUCAGUCCCAUCUUUAACGUCUCAAAGCAACGAAACAGUGAUAUUUCCAGUUGCACUGCUAUUGGUCGACAUUUGUCUAUUUUUAUUUAUUCAAGACAAGAGGAGCCGGCAAAGCUUCGCUUUGACACUACACUUCUUCCCUAUCCCCUACCCUACCCUACUCGUACACUACCCGUACCCUACCCUUAUCCUAAGAUAGUCACAAAUACUCUGCAUACCAAUUUUUAGCUUUCUACCUUGAAAAUUGCGGAAUGCUCCAUACAAAACUUCCACCCCCCAUUUUAGGGAAGUGGGGUGUAAGAAAGAGACAAAAACUAGUCCAUGUCACUCUCCAUACUUUGAACUAUCUCCACUUAAAAAAAACACGUCGAUUCGUCGCUCCGUUUUGCUGUAAAAGACAAACAAAUAGACUACAAACACACUUUCACAUUUAUAAUAUUAAAGUACGGAUACGUCGUUUGGUCGCAUGUUAGGCCUACAGUGGUGCUUACAUGUAACCAACGAGAUCAGACCCUAAGAUUCACUGUAUACUAAGAUAUACCCUACUAAACGAAUUAAAGUUUAUUUUUGUCACAUUUCUACUCCUUGCGAUGCGAUGCAAUGCUCACUAUUAUGUUAUUGUUUAAACUUUAAACUAAUAAAAUAUAUGCUAAUUAGUAAAUAAAAUAAACAUUUGCUUUUUUAAUUAAAAGGUUAGCCUAUUUACUAAUUUUAUGUACAUCACAAAUUUUCAAUCAGGUAGAUAUAAGUUACUAUGUAAUAGAUUUUAUACAAUGAUCAAAAUACUAUUUCUAUACAUUUAUUUAGUUAUACUUUUUAUAUUAGGGGCCGGUUUCACCAUUCGAUAAGUGUCAAUUAGUCUAACCUUAUAUUUUGUCACUUUCUUACUUUAUAUCAAAUGACAAAGACAAAAGCUAUGAGACACUCGGACACUUAUCAAAAGGUGUUGAUAACGGCCCUUAACCUUAUUAUUUGUGUAAUUUGUCCCAAAAGAAAUACAUCAUUGUUAUAGUGCCAUUUUAUUUGAACUGGCAUAGUCUUAAAUUUUAGUUUUUAAACAUUCCAGUACAUACAUAUUAUAGUGAUAAGUUUUUAUUUUAAUUUAAUUCAAGUCGAAAUUUUAAUUUUUCAAAUUUAUUCAUAACCAAUUUUUGGCGUUUUUCUGUAUGUGGUUUGCUUAAAUCAUAAUUGCGGUCACGAACAAAUAUUAUAUUCCUGGUCUCAAGGACUAAAUAUCUAUUUAGUAAAUAUAUAAUAAGAUAUCAUCCUCGAAAUUCAUCCAUCCAAAUUGCGUUUUAGCUCGUUAUAAUGUAAUGUAGUCUUUACGUCCAAGAUUUGUACCACUUGUUGUACCGUCAGUGGUGUAACUGUAACAUUUGAGGCCUUCAACAAAUUCAUUGGAUGAGGCUCUAGAAAAAAAGGCCCCACAAUUUUUUUCAUGUUAGUCACAGAGUAACCAAAUUGUGUGUUACAAGCCACGUACUGGAGCCGGUGAAACUUAUUAAAAAAAAACAAAAGUCACGCGUCUCCUUGACAACCGCGUAUACAAACUUAUUUCAUAAUUUAUAUUUCAAAAUUGAGCACUUACAAUUACGUAAAUUAAUAUAAUAAUCAAUAAUUAAGUACCAAUAAAAAAUACACCUUAUUUCUUUAACUUUUGUAAACAGUUUUUUAAAUAUUUAAAAACAUAAGACGCCAUAUUUCUUAAAUAAUAUUGAAAAUUACUGAUGCGACGGUUCGUGUCGUACUGACUCGUGAAUGUAUUACUUUUGAAUUUUGUAUUUGGAACGGCUACGACACCGUCGUGUUCCGUACGCUCCAUCUGUAUAUUAUUGAUUAAUCUGUGAUGUUAGUUUACUUUUGAGCUCACAGUCUCUCCUGCCACAGUUACGCCACUGCUUGUUACCACUCUUAGUGCCUUAAAGUUAUGUUAUUUUUCACCUUAAAAAAGGUCAUGUAAUUUUAACAUCACAAUAUUUCUCUUAAUCUUUCAACAAAGCAAAAAGCCUGUGCUAGAAUUAUGGACGAGAAUACUUAAUCCAGAAUUCUUGGCCAAGAAAGUUACGGGGUACCUGCUUUAAGUGAUUUUUUUUAUUUUCGUUAAAAUACGUGGGAAAAAUGUAAUUUUUCAAACGGCAUUUUUUAUGAGAGUAGAUGAAUAAUAUUCUUUUGGUUAAUCAUAUUUUUGAGAUUAAACAUAGAAAUAUUAUAGUGCACAAGUGUAUGCGCAAACACAGGUGCACUCUCACUCUAUUCGCUAUUUCUAACUGGUAUGUAUUUGAGAUUUACAUAAGUCUAGUAGUAUGGGGCUACUAAAGCCAGCAUAUGAGACUAAAUGUAAAUAUACAUGUCUUAUUCCUGCACAGGCUUUCCUCGUAUAAUCUGGCAACUUCAUUGACGACACUCCCAUGAUAUGCGGGCGACGGGGGGAAAGACUGCGCAGGUGUGAAGUGCGUGCAGGGAAUUGAGGAGCGUAAGUCGUGGAUUUUUCAUUCAUCGCUACAUACACCCCGGCCCGCACGGAUCAUCGAGAGUGUUACAAACGAAGUUGCCAAGCUAUAGUUAACUCUUCCUUUCAUGUGUUCAAAACGUACACCGUUUACGUCACCACUUUGUUAUUAGUGCCAUAUAUAUUUUUUUUAUCUUAAUAACAAUUUGCUAUUGUAGAACCUUAUACCAUGGUUGUAGAAACUGAUAUUGUUAGUUUUUUUUUAUUUAUUAUUAUGUUAUCAUAAGAAUUAGAAUAUUAGGUCGAUAAAUAUUUCAAUGGGACCACACUAUGCCAUCUACCUAUGCUUCUUUUGUUCUUCUAAUAAUAAUUAAUUUAAUUAAGACAAGCAUUAAGCUAGUUUUUAUUUAUUUAUUUAUUACUCUUUAUUUGUACACCACAAUAAAUAAAAGAAAACAAGCAGAACAGACACAUAAGAAAAAGUAGAAUACUAAAUAUCGCACAGUAGCGAUCUCUUCCAGGCAACCUUACCUUAGGUAUUUUUAUGGUAAAGGGGAAUGUCCAUUCCCGGCCCAGACCUUUCGUCCCCGCCCCCCACUUUACAUAAAACUAAAAAAUACUUGAUAAUUUUUGUUUAAUAAUGAAUAAAUUACUUUAUCCAUAGCGGUUUGCUAUAACUUUCCCCAAAAAAUAAGUUUCACAACGAUAUUUGACAAUAUUGUAGUUGUUGUAUGACAUUUUUGAAGACACGAACAUGAACAGUGUUGCCAGCUAAGUGAUUUAUUUGGUUUAAUCAAUAUUUUAACCGAAUAAUAAUAAUCGAUCUUUUUCUACAACAAAAUCACCUGGAAAAGCUAAAGUUGUAAUAGUUGUAAUAGAUGUUUAUAUGAUGAUAGAUGUUGUAUUAGAUGUUUUUGAUUAUAAUAUCUGCCUCACUCUUUAAAAACCAUUGCAUAGUCGACAUUAUAAAACGUUUCUUGAUAUCAAAGUACCUAUUAUAUUUUUCGCAAUAACCAACCACUAAGAACUCAACUGAUUUUUUUAGUUUAAUCGAUAUUUAAAUGGAUAAUAAUAAUAAUCGAGCAUAACAUUAGGAACCUAGGAUCACUGCGUAGAAACAUUACCAACUGCGCCAUUUAAAUACUAUCUAUACUAAUAUUAUAAAGCUGGAGAGUUUGUUUGUUUGUUUUUGAUUGAACGCGCUAAUCUCAGGCACUACUGGUCCGAUUUGAAAAAUUCUUUCAGUGUUAGAUAACCCAUUUAUCGAGGAAGGCUAUAAGCCAUAUAUUAUCUCCGCAUUCCUACGGGAACGGGAACCACGCGGGUAAACCGCGCGGCGUCAGCUAGUAUAAUAUAUAAUAUGAGUAGUAGCGCAAGCCCGUAACUUCGGCGCGUGCAAUGCGGUUUUUUUAUACAAUUUUUCCAUACUCUAUAUAAGCUAGCUACACGAUCGGCCAACGCGCAAGCUACAGCUAUACUAAGCUGAUAUAAAUAAGUGGUCAAAGUGGUCUUAAUAGUUGAUAUUCAAUCCCUUUCUUCCGAUAACUUUUUCCUUUCAUCCGAUCUAACUAAAUCAAAUUCUAUAUAUUUCUAUGUAUGUAUAAAUAGUAUACAUAUUGUAGAUAAUAUAUUAUGUUUACAUAAUACAUUGACAUAAAAUUGCAGGCGUCCGCAAUUUUGUCCGAGUGAAAACGCAAUAUCAUGACAAACUACUUGUAUAAACCUUCUUCUUGAAUCACUUUAUUUAUUAUUGAAAACCAAUAAAAACCAUUGCGUCGUGUAAAAGAUGUUGAAAACAAUGACGUGUUAUUCUAGUAAUAAAAUUAUUCAAUUAGAAAUCGAUACGAAGUUAUUCGAUUUUUCGUGUUUCGUAUGGCAACAUCGAUUUGACUUUUGGACAGAUAAUCUGUUGAUGUCAAUAAUUGUCAAUGUCAUUCUCAUUUUAAUAAUUAGUUAAUGUCAUUGAAUUAAUUUACUGAUUUUGUCUGUUUUCUGUUUACCUUCAGUAUUUUUUGAACCGAAUUAUAAUUUUUCAAACCACAGCUAUAAUAUAAAUAAAACUUGCACGAAGUUAAAUUCGAAAUUCGAAUAAUGUUGACCCUGAACCGGAAAAAAUACAAGUUUAUUUCAGCUCUCAAAUGUAAAUACAAGAGGACAUUUACGCUGCAUUAAUCAAUGUUAAUAUCAAUAUUAAAAUUAUUAUAGUUGGCAUCAAUUGUCAAUAAAAUGUCACGAAAAUACGAAUACAUUAUGUUUGAAACAUGCUCGUAAACAAGUACACAGCAGGUGCAGGCAGCACAAAUAAUGUUUGAUCCAUUUUUAAUGUGAAAAACGAUUAUUAUUCAUAAGAAAUAAUAUGUAUAACUUUAAUAAUUUUUGUCAUGUUAUUGUGUCAAGUCACAACAGAGUGUAGUUUCCCAUAUAAGUGUUGAAGUGUCGCUCAGUGUAUUUUUAUGACUAACCAAUAUUGCUGUAUUAAAAAGUACAUUUACUGUGUAAUUACUGGCGUAGAAGGCAUAACAUCUAGUCAGAUGUAGGACAGCACAUAGGUUUUCUUGCAUUGUUGAUGGUUUGUUCAAGCAAUAUUUAGUGCAUAGAAGUAUUAUAGUAUAUUUAUCCUACUUUCCUGAUUAAUAUUAAAUGUGAACUGUGAGUUUGUAUGUCAGUUUGCUACAUUUUCACACCCUAAACCAAUUUUAAAACAGUAAUAAAUUGUGCAUACUAGAGAAUUAUCUUAAUUCUCUGCGUGUGUGAAGUCUGGCAAUCCGCAUUGGGCCAGUGUGGUGGACUAUUGGUCUAACCCCUAUCAUUCUGAGAGGAGACUCGAGCUCAGUAGUGAGCCGAAUAUGGGUUGAUGAUGACGACGAAUAAAUUGUGGAAUAACAUAACAUUAUUAAAUCCACUAAGUAAACCAAUUUUAAAACUCUGAUUAAAUUAUUUGCUGGAUUUUCAUAUUUUAUUACUAUUUCAGUUAUCCAGAGUCAUCCCAAGUUUGUCAAAAUUGCUGGAAAACGACUGAUAAAGCAGCAUCUUGCUCAACUGAAGAACAGAAAAUAAUUAUGUAAUAGCGACAAACACUCCAAAUCAAUGUUGUUUUCCUCGCUGUAAUACAUUUGUAAAUUCAUUUAUUUACAGUGCUUGUAAACUAAGCCUUGGUUUUGCAAACAAGCACUUUUGAAAUAAUAAGGUUGACUAUUUGUCCAUCUCCAGACAGACAGACAGACCUCAUCACCAGAUAGGAAGACAAGUUCUGCUGAGGAGAGUCAGCAAGAAACUCAACAGUCACUCUUUUUUAGAAAAGUAAUACAAUAUUAUAAUUUACAAUUGUUAACAUCAUUACAAUAAUUUCUUCUAGUAGAAGCUGAUCCAAUGGCCUCCAAGUAGUGGUGUGCACUAAAGUACUGCAUAUCCUAAGAGUUGUCUUCAUUAGUAAAUACAGAUUUUUCCACUUUGCUUAAUUUUAUUACUAGUGCAUACCCUGAUCGACAACCAUAUGCACGCCACUGCCUGGUUGGUUGGUUGUUUCAUUUAUUGAUUUAUUUGUUAAGCUUGUUGGUUACAUAAAACAAUAAAUCUAUUCAUGUACAGCUUUAAUGUUACUUCAUCUCUGGUGUACUUUUUGAGCAGUGAGAGUGAUAAAAUAAAAUAUUUUUUUUUUAUGUCUAGCAAACUUUUAUUAAAAAAAUUAUUUAACCAAAUCCUUAUUUAUACAUCAUAUUAUCAUCUCCAUAUACUUUUAUGGGGGGGCGUAACUGGGUUUCUUGGGCCAAAGUUGUAUGGGCUGGUGGACAUUCCCCUUUACAUGUUUAUUUACUACUAGCAGACGCCCGGGACUUCGUCUGCCCUUAGACCUCUUUAAUCCAGCCCUUACAGUAGUAUCGCUGUAAAAAUGGUGUAACUUCUCCCGUUUCCCCAACCUUUCCCUUUACUACUCUGCUCCUAUUGAUCGUAGCGUGUUGAAAAGUAUACUAUAAUAGGAGUAUGAAGAAUAAUUGUACCAAGUUUCGUUAAAAUCUGUCGAGUAGUUUUUGUUUCUAUAACGAACACACAGACAGACAGACGAAAAUUUUACUGAUUGCAUUUUUGACAUCAGUAUCUAUCACUAAUCACCCCCUGAUAGUUAUUUUGGAAAUAUAUUUCAUGUAUUAUUAUAGUAUAGAUAUGACUUAUUUAUUUGUUAUGUGGUCAGUGGCGUAACGCGGUUGGUUGUAAGUGUAACUACAUUAAUUUCCCUGUUCCCGCAACGUUUGCUAGUUGUCACUAACGCCACUUGGUAACUCUAAUAUGACUUAUUUAUUUGUUCUGUGGUCAGUGGCGUAACGCUGUAAGUUGUAACUACAUUAAUUUCCCUGUCCCCGCACCGUUUGCUAGUUGCUACUUACGCCACUUGGUAACUCUAAGAUAUGACUUAUUUAUUCGUUCUGUGGUCAGUGGCGUAACGCUGUAAGUUGUAACUACUUUAAUGUCCCUGUUCCCGCACCGCAAUUUUGCAGGUUGCUACUUACGCCACUUGGUAACAUUAGGUCACUCAGCUCUUUUAUGUCCAAGGCUAAUAUUGUCGUUGGAAUCCUGUAUUCUACUACACACAGUGCUACCUACCUUUAAUACAUAUUCAAUAUUUUCAUAUACUCGUAUUACCUGUACAUAUAAAUUAUUCAUUAAAAAAAAAAAAUUACUUUUAACACCAAUAUUUUAAGCACUCGUUAGAAAAAAGAAAUCCACUCAUUUCCUCCUAAUACUUUUAAAUACCUACAUGUGUGUGAAAAAAACACGUUUUUUUACUCCUAAUUUUUAUACAAUUAUCAUGUGUUAGUUACCUAUAUACAGGGUGUCCCGAAGAAAAACAAUUGGAAUGUGCACACUUUAAUUUUUUUCUUGUAUUCAAAAUUCAGCACCUCCCAUACAUUUUUACCAGCCACUUUGUAACUACAAAGAGUAGACACAAGUUUUAUACCAAUUUACAAACCUCACUAAGUGUACAAGUUUUUAAAAUGAUGGUACUUUUUUUUAACUUAUUUUUUUAAAUCAGGUCAUCUUAAUCAAAGAAAAAUAAUUAUUGCACUCAAAGCGUCUUCUACAAAACAAAUAAAACAUUAUUUAUAAACGUUACCGUACGCUUAUAAAGACGUUUCGUUGGUAAUUUAUUCCGUAAUGUAUGACUAAAAUCAGAUCUUUAAAAUCUUAAUUACAACAGCUACAGCAUUGAAAAAACUGUUUUAAGAUCCGAAAAUAAAAUAUAACUUGGUCAUCCAUUUUUUUGGAAAACUAUUUAAAUUAGUUUUAGAACAUUAAGUGGUGUAUCUACUGUUUGCGUUAUAUCCAUUAACUACGGGACACCCUGUAUAUUGUACACUUGGGUAUAUUGGUUCUUUGUUACUGAAUUAUCAGUUUUGUUAACUUAUGUUUUCAAUCAUGUGCUAAGUAUUUAUGCUGAUAUGAUGCUAUUUUAUAGUGCUGAUUUCCUAUCGAUAUUGUUAAUUAUGUUGUAUUGUAAUUUGGAAUUUAUAGUUGUUUUUUUAGUAUAACAGCAAUUAAAGACAUGAAUACA
Bicyclus anynana (squinting bush brown) is the source of this 12176-nucleotide messenger RNA. RefSeq names its product post-GPI attachment to proteins factor 6. The coding region runs from base 221 to 2623 and encodes 800 amino acids. Lineage: Eukaryota; Metazoa; Arthropoda; Insecta; Lepidoptera; Nymphalidae. The record is from RefSeq and is a predicted model, not a curated record. The transcript is spliced from 4 exons. Gene Ontology annotation, cellular component: plasma membrane.